Messenger RNA from Pimephales promelas (fathead minnow), 1125 nucleotides. RefSeq names its product mitochondrial ribosomal protein S34 (gene mrps34). Gene Ontology annotation, cellular component: mitochondrion. NCBI's taxonomy places the organism in Eukaryota, Metazoa, Chordata, Actinopteri, Cypriniformes, Leuciscidae. Gene Ontology annotation, molecular function: structural constituent of ribosome. The record is from RefSeq and is a predicted model, not a curated record.
AACAGGAAUAUGCAUGCGCAUUUCGCACGGACCGAUUUCAUUGACGGACAGCAGUAACCGUGACGUAAUUGUGUGGAGGUCAAAUCAAACAGAUAGGCAACAUGGUGAAGAAAAAGCGUCUGAGGCUUAUAGCCGAGAUGGCACGGAAGAUCCGAGCCUACCGAGAGCUGAAGAAUCGGCCCCGGGACUCUCAGCGUUAUGCCUUAGACUACGACACCAUGACACGGCCCUUCACUGGCAAGAAGCUGCCAGUGUUGGCUUGGAAAGAUGUGCAGAGAGAAACCCGGCUCUUUACGUUACUAGCUGGCAUGCGCAUGUUUGGUGUGGGUCGGCUCUUCACACGCAAAUCAUGGCUGGACGAGCAUACAGAGCCUUGCUACUGGAAAAUAACAAAAGUCAAGGUGGAUUAUACAGCAGAGAACAUGGAUCAUGGGAAAGCAUGGGGCAUUUUAACAUUUAGAGGUAAAGAGGAGCCCACAGAGCGUGAAUUGGAAAAGGUAAUGUAUCAUGACUGGCGACUGGUUCCCAAACAUGAAGAAGAGGUUUUCAAAAGCUGUGAACCCGUUCCUGAGGCCCCUGUCCGUUAUGUGAAAUACCCGCCUCUGCUGCGUGCCAUGAUCCUGGCCCAGCAAGCCAAAGAGCUGGGUGUGGAUGCCAGCACUAUCCCAGAGCCCUCACUGCCACUGAAACGGGAUAUCAUGCUCAGUUAUGACUACUUCAAGAGUCAGGAUGAGAAGAAACGGGAGGGUACACCUGUCUGAUACUCAGGUCAUGCUGUGGAGAUCUGAGUUCUGUUGCAGUGGUCUUGUUCCUAAUUUUAUAGGCACUGCAUGAGGUAAAGGCUGCUUUGUGUUUAAUGCUAUGCUAUAUGAGAACAAAAUAUAGCCAUGCUUUUUUUUUAUCCAUCUUCCUUGGAUUAUGCGGCUAAUUACUGAGAGGGAAAAAAGGAGAUUUCUUCAGUACAUUUGGACAGGUGACCAAACCCAAAAGUAUAAUCCUCUGUGAAAAGACUUUGUUUUUAUUGUCUGUGUUAAUAUAUGCGUAAUAUUCUUUACAAUAUGUGAGCUAAAUAUGAUUAAUUUGGGUGCAUUAUAACAGAUGUAGAAUAAAAAUGACUAAACUUAA